Molecule: messenger RNA, 5148 nt
Organism: Kwoniella shivajii
Lineage: Eukaryota; Fungi; Basidiomycota; Tremellomycetes; Tremellales; Cryptococcaceae
Exons: 9
Coding region: 1-5148 (1715 amino acids)
Molecular function (GO): GTP binding
Source: RefSeq, a predicted model, not a curated record
AUGUCGACUUCAAUGCCAGCUCCUCAUGCAGCAUCACCUUCUAAUCGACUGCGAUUGGGACCUCAUACUUCAUCACCAAUAUCAGCAUCUGGAGUCGCUCGUAACUCAAUCAUCAACUCCUCAGCAAAAGGAUGGUCGCCUUUACAAAUCAAUAAACGAGAUUCAAUCAAUCAAUCCCCCAUAAAAUCUUCUCCCAACGCAUCGUUAUCACCUGAUCCAAACGCUCCAAGAAGAUCUUCAAGCUCUUUCAAACAUGUCUCGAAGAACUCCCUUGUCUCGAACAGCCCCUUCAAAUCUCCCACCACGGUCCAAGGAGCUCACGCUGCCGGGAUGAAUCUGGAUACAAACGCAGAAAAUGUUGUUCACGAGAAGAGAUCUUCGAGAGUGUUCGGAGAAGCUCCACCCUCAGCGAAAGGUGUAGGAACAACUUCAAAAGCUGCUAUUGGUUUGGGGAUUGGUAUUUCGCCUUCAAAACCUCGAUCGACAAGUAGGUCAUCCAGUGGGACCAGAACCGCCGUUACCGGUCAAAGAAAGGUAUCUACUGAGAAAGUCAAAGUCGCGUUUCCGAGUGUCGAGAGACGAUCUUCAACUGAAAGAAAAUUGUCUGGUUCAAAAGAGAAUGAAUCACCGGAUGUGAGAGCUGGCAAAAGAGUACCUAGGUCUAGUAUGGGAUUCAAGGAUCUAGCCAAGGGUACUUUGGUCACAAAAUCGCCUUUCAAACGUGUACCUUCAGGUGGUCUUUCAGCUAGUUCAAGCUCAAAGGCAAAUGAAUCCCCUACCGAACUUGGACCCAGUCCCAAAACUAUCCCAGUCGAGAGAGAUGAUGUAUUCUCCUCACCAUCACCUAGACGACUUUCAGCUAGUAAGCAGCAACAACAACGGAGAGCUUCUCCUUCUGCUUCCCUGGGUAUAGGCGCAAGAUCAAGCAGUUCACCCACACCAUCCCCUCCUCGAGCUGUCCCUCCACCUCUUCUUGCGGCCCCUAUCGGAUCUGCCGGUCCAUCACCUCUUAGCAAGUCGCUUUCAAUUCCUUCAAUGGACCCAACACCCACGCCCACGCCUCACAAAUCUGCUAUGACUCCAUCUCGAAGACUUCGUGGACCUAGAGAGCUAUCUGCCGGAAGCGAAUCCCCUACCAGGAAAACGGUUACUUUCCAAAGUGUUCCAGAUGUUAAGGAGUUCGAGAUCAUGAGCGCAGAGCCCAGUAUGGAUGGUAGCUUUGACGUGACUCGUGAUGAUGAAGAUGAAGAUGGAUGGGUCGACGAGCGAGUCAUACAGAUGCACCUCGCCCGAGAUGACAGUCUUGAUGACCUUCUUUCUGAUUCUCAAGCUAUGAAUCGACAUAUGCUCCUCAACUCGGGUGAGGCUUCUCCAAUUCUGACUGAAGAAAACGACGGUCAGAUGUUAGAUGGAUCAACCACCGCAGAAUUUAUGGAUACACUCAUUGAAGAAGGGCUAUUCUCACCUCCCACCAUGGAUACUCCUGCUUUCGAAGAUCAAGCUGCUUUCGAACUCCCUCUUGAACCUCUUGAUGGCGAUUCUGACCGACCUUUCCUCUCAACGCCAUCUUUGGGAGAUUCAGUUCACGUGACGCCUCUUCUUGCAGGUGAGAUGUUUGGAGAGACUGAUUCUGCCGGUAUUCCAUACGGUAGAACUCAUCAUGUUGAAAGAGCGGCUGUAGCUCAUUCUCUCUCCCUGAUCGAGAAAGUGUCAACGAUCGAACAGCCUGGUUUCCCCCGAAACCAAGAACACAGCAUGCUCAUGAACAUCAAUGCGUCACAACCUGCUAUACCUCAAUCACCUAUCCAUUAUCCGGAAUACAAUGAUCCUUUCGCUUCUUCUGCUCCUCAUGCUCAUCAAGCUGGAGUCAUGCCAGACCCGUUCAUCACCGUUCAGACUGCUACUAAUGUUCUGCCUAUACAGCACAUGGAAAGAGACGAAGACGGCGUUCCUCUGAGUAGAACCAGUCAUGCUGAAAGGAUUCAAGCUAGAAGAGUGUUAGCUACUCAAAGUUUGGGACUUGGAAUGCCACGAAGUCCCGCUAUCAGCCAAGAACUGACCAAGAACUAUACUCCGGAAGAACAGAUACAUUUGGAAAGGAAUAAUGGAGCAGAGAUUCUCUUUGACCCGGAUUUCGAUACCAGGGAAGUAGCGGCUCCUGGUUCACCCAUGAUAAGGAACGCAAGCCAAGAGAGCGAAGAGGGAUCAAAGAGAAGGUUACCCAAAAUACCAGCCCCAGCUCCCAUGCCAUUUGACAUCCCAAGUCCAGUAACCAGUCCUGUGAAGAACGUGGAUGAGGAUAAGCUCACUGUAGCCGACAAAAGGGCGAGCAAAUUCGAUAUUUCGGGUUUCUCACUCCCAUUUAUCGGUUCAACCUCUCCGUUCUUCAACUCUGCGCCUGCUACAUUCGAGGAACAACCCUCGAUCGACGGACUGUCCACCUCGCCCAAUGAACCCGAACGCCCCGUUACUCCUGAACGGCCACUUACUCCUCCGCCCGUGAUCAAGGACAUCGCUGAAGAGAAGAAAGAGAGUCCUCACAAGCUGCCAGAUAUGAACUUCCACUUCGACGAGAUUAGGCUUCAACGAGCCGAGUCCACUCGGAUUGCCGCAACCAAAUCAAAUCCUAUCAGUCCUAUCAAGAUUUCCAACGAGCUCAAAAGAAACGAUCCGGUCAAGGAGAUUAUCAGACCAAAUAUGUCGACCUCCAGCAGUCUCAAUAAGCUGCCUACAUCGACAUCAGGCGGUUCUUAUGGUGGUGAAUUUGGAGCUGAUUCGAAGAGCAAAAGUCCGGAUUCUACCACCACUAGAGUUCGUCAACGGAUCUCUAGAGAAAUGAUAAGAGAGACUAUAAAUCAACGAAUCGCAGAUGGUAGUCUAUCCCGUCGACCAGCGAGUAGUGGUGACCUCUCGAAAUCUCUACCUAUAACUUUUGCUAUCCCACCUACUCAAAACAGACGAACAUCAGGCGUGGACAAGGACUUGCCUCCUCCACCUACAGAACAAAUAGCUCUGACAUUGUCCUCGACCGAAGCGGACGAACUUGCUCCAAAGAUGAGUAAAGCGCAUACAACCGAUAACGCACCUCGGCAAGUCAGUGAUGCCAGACCAACGAUGAGACCCAGAUCUCAAACUCAAUCAGCUCAUGAAGUGCUCAAGCAGAAUGAACGUGAUGGUAUCCUGAAUGAGCCCAAAUCAGCCUUAGACAAACUCGCUUCUUCACUGCCUCCUUCAAGUGGAUUGACCAGAGAUCUAAGUGGAAGUAUAGCAGCUGAGAUGCCACCUCCACCAACCCUCAAUAACGGUAAUAAUAAUUCUCGACCGGUUAGUAUACUGAAAAAUCCCCACGCAAAUCGAAAUAAACAGAAUACUUUGUUACCUCCUGUCGACGUUGGAUCAUCAAAGCAAAGAAGUAGAUCACCUUCACCAACAGGAGAAGGUAUGCAAGGUUGUGAACAGGCUAUCAUAGCUAAACGAAGAGAGAAGGAGAAAGAUAGAAAUGUCAGUGGAGUCAGCACAGGUAGUAGAAGAAGUAGAAGAAGUCUGAGUAUGGGUGAUGCGGACAAAGAAGCCGAGCAGGCAAAACACUUCCGUCGAACUGUUGCUGGUAAUCCUAGACUGACAUUAGGUAUUGAUGAUGAUCAGCAAUCAAUUUUGGAUGCAUUUAGAGAGGAGAUCAAUCACAUAGACCGAGGAUAUAAAGUCCGAGAGAAAGCGGUAGUACGAGCGUCUUAUCAUGAUAAAAUUAGACACAAUAAAGCUGGAGAUAUCGAAUCUGGUAAAGCUUGGAAACAGCUCAGAAGACCUUCUGAUAUGAAUGAACAUGCGGCAGAGAUUCGAGCCAUGCGAGCCCACGAAGCAUCUUCUGGUAAAGCAUCCGGCACUAUCUUCGUCAAGGUCUUAGGUAUAGAAGGGCUUCAAAUCCCCAUACCGGACCAGCCUACAUAUUUCUGCAUUACACUGGAUAACGGUAUCGAUUACAUCAGAACACCGUAUUCUGUCUUAGGCGAAGGAGCAAAGGUCAAUCAAGAGUUUUCUCUUGUCGAACACCCCAACUUCGAGUUUUCGCUCAGUCUAGAUAUACGAAGAGAUCCCCAUAUUAUCAAGAUGAUACAUGAGAAGGCUGAGUCCGCACCUAGUAGCGCGAUCAGACGGCCGCAAACACCUUCUUCGCCAGCGACCAAAUCUGGUGGAUUCAGAUCCUUAUUCGCUUCCCCAAGAAAACCUAAAGUUACCAAGGAUCCCCGAUCUGCCACGCCACUUCCAAAUGCGCCUGUCGCACCUGCGCCUAAAACAGAUACGAUAGUGAAAUACCUAUCAUCAUCUUCUGGUUCAACAAUCGCUAAAACACACAUAGCAUUUAAACCUAUUGCCAAAAAUUGUGAAGCUCGAGUAUUAGAGAUAAGAUACCCAAUGUUCGCAAUGUUUAAAGGUGCGAGUACGACAACCUCAGGAUCGAACGGUUCAGUCAGAAAGCAAUUGGCAAAGAUAACUUUACAGAUCUUCAGAUUACCUCCUAUACCGGGGUUGAACUCAGACGAAUUACCUCAAUGUAUAGACGAAGCUCUGAGAGGAAUCAGACAUCAUGCUUGGCAUGAGCACGAGUAUCACGAAGGGGUUUUGACUCAAGAAGGUGGUGAUUGUAAAAUGCCAAAAAGACGUUUGUUCAAGCUUAUAGGAGGCAAUUUGGUUGCAAUCAACGAAGUGACUAGAAAAGAGGUGACAAAGAUCGACUUACGUCAAGCCAUCUCCGUUACUGACUUAAACGCAGCACAAGAUAAUGGUACACCGAAGUCUAAAAUGACAAUGAGACCAAGAGGAUCAGAUGAAGGGUUCUCUAGCAGACCAAGAAGUUUCAUGUUGGACUUCAAGGAUUGUGAUGGAAUCACUUUCUCUGCUGAUACUGAUAAUUCAAAAGAGCAAUGGAUGCAAACAUUGGAAGGGUUAAUAGGCAAAAUUCCAACCAAUCCUCUUUGGGCAGAUCUACUAGCUACAAAACAAAGAGAACGAGCGGCUAGAAGGACAGCUUCAAGCUCAAGUUUGGCAAAAGAAGCUAAAAGGCAAGCAUCAUCCUCUGGAAUACCCAACGGAGUAUCGAAUGGAAGACCUGCAUCAAUGCCUCUUGGUGCACCGAGCAAAACGAGAUAG